AAAUCCAACAAUUCAUCGUUCAUCUUCUCACUGUGUCUUUGCAUUACACUGUAGAAAAUGAUGAUCCAUGCCUUAUACCAGGAACGAUUGAAUUAUGAAAACUCCAUCCUUCCACGGAACCUUGUGCCGAGCCUUCCGAAUGAAGCAACCCCGGAAUGGUUGAACAAGGCAGACAACGAGUGGCAGCUGACGGCAGCUACGAUGGUAGGACUUCAAAGCGUCCCCGGUCUCAUAAUCCUCUACGGAAGCAUGGUAAAGAAGAAAUGGGCUGUUAACUCAGCUUUCAUGGCUCUCUACGCAUUCGCUGCAGUCCUCCUCUGCUGGGUCUUGUUUGGCCAUCGCAUGUCGUUUGGUACCAAUUUAGGGCCUUUCUGGGGUAAGGCCGGUACCUCGCUCGAAGAACAGUUUCUCCUCAAGCAGAGCAAGUAUUACACGCCGAAGGCCAGUUACGUUUUAUAUGAAUUUGCCUUUGCUGCCAUUACUGUUAUAUUGCUUGCGGGGUCGUUGCUUGGUAGAAUGAAUUUCUAUGCAUGGAUGUUGUUUGUCCCUCUCUGGCUUGGCUUCUCUUACACCAUCGGCGCUUGCGCUAUCUGGGGUGACUACGGAUUUCUUGACAAGAUGGGUUUGCUCGAUUUCUCUGGAGGUUAUGUCAUCCAUCUCUCCUCAGGGGUUGCUGGUUUCACAGCUGCAUAUUGGGUGGGCCCUAGGCUGGCUCUUGACAGGCAAAGCUUCCCUCCAAAUAACAUAAUUCACAUGCUCGGAGGCGCUGGCAUGCUUUGGAUGGGAUGGACAGGCUUCAACGGUGGAUCGCCAGGCGAGGCGAAUUUGAUCGCGUCCUUGGCCAUUCUCAACACCCAUCUAUGCACCGCAACCAGCCUUCUGAUGUGGGUGUCCAUGGAUAUGAUUUUCUACAAGAAGAGCUCUGUGAUCGGGGCCGUUCAAGGGAUGAUCACUGGCCUUGUUUGCAUCACGCCUGGUGCAGGGUUGGUUGAUGCAUGGGCAGCCGUGCUGAUGGGAUUGAUGUCGGGUUCAGUCCCAUGGUACACCAUGAUGGUCCUUCAUAAGAGGACGGCGCUAUUCCAACAAGUGGAUGAUACCUUAGGGGUCUUCCACACACAUGCUGUUGCCGGCGUGUUAGGAGGAAUCCUCUCAGGUCUUUUAGCUGAACCUCGGCUGGUGAGAAUGUUCUACAAAAAUGAUAAAAAAGAUAGGCUUGGUUUAAUAUACUCAGUAAUAAACAGUGGGGAUUACAAAAAUGGCCUACGACAGAUAGGGGUGCAACUCCUGGGUGCUGCUUUCAUAACAGUGUGGAAUGUGGUCAUUACAAGCUUGAUUUGUAUCGUGAUAAGCAGGAUUGUGGCUCUCAGGAUGGAUGAUGAGAAGCUCAAGAUAGGGGACGAUGCCGCGCAUGGAGAGGAGGCUUAUGCACUAUGGGGCGAUGGAGAGCACGCUAAUUCGUACGUUCUUCGCCUCAAUAGGACCCCAAAAAUUCCUGAUCUCUGUGGUGGGGUCCCGAAAGUUCUCAAUCUUUGUGGUAGUUAGAUUUUAGUGAUCUACCUAUGCAUGUGCAUGGUUGGGUGGUAUAUGACAGUGAACCCCUAUGGAUUUCUUGUUCCUGCUUUUAUUCUUGCUGGUUGUACAUGAUUGUGUACCCGUACUUAUUUACUUGCUCAUUUUUUCAUAUAAUAAAUAC
Messenger RNA from Magnolia sinica, 1693 nucleotides. RefSeq names its product ammonium transporter 2 member 3-like. The coding region runs from base 58 to 1542 and encodes 494 amino acids. NCBI's taxonomy places the organism in Eukaryota, Viridiplantae, Streptophyta, Magnoliopsida, Magnoliales, Magnoliaceae. The record is from RefSeq and is a predicted model, not a curated record. Gene Ontology annotation, molecular function: ammonium channel activity. Gene Ontology annotation, biological process: ammonium transmembrane transport. The transcript is spliced from 3 exons. Gene Ontology annotation, cellular component: plasma membrane.